Oppiella nova is the source of this 687-nucleotide messenger RNA. Lineage: Eukaryota; Metazoa; Arthropoda; Arachnida; Sarcoptiformes; Oppiidae. The record is from the annotation of a GenBank genome assembly.
GUACAAAUAAGGAGGCGAUGCUAAGGUCAGAGGCCGGUAAUGUCAACCUAACCAAAGGUGGUUGGGUUAGACGUAGGCGGGCGUCAUACCCGGGUCAACAGACACCCGGCUUACAGUACACUCAGCGCACGUUUACGCACCCGGACUACGACGAGGUGACUCUGGCCAACAACGUGGGCCUCAUAUCACUCGCCCAGCCCUUUGACGUACAGAAGGCCGAGGGAAAGAUCAACAGUAUAUGCGUUCCCCACUCACUAAAGGAGGACCAUUCAGGGGAACAACACUACGUGAGCGGUUGGGGUGCCAUCGAUGGUGUCAUCGAGUUUAAGCCAAAGCUGCAGAUAGUGAAGGCACAGGUGGUUGACUGCGAGCCCACAGCACCGGUAGUUGCGAAUCAGAUAUGUGUGGUCCAGGACUUGGAUGACUCGGUUGAGGACUGUGUGGGUGAUUUUGGUGGACCCCUAUUUGCCACCAAUGGUAACACAUCGACAUUGAUUGGUCUCUAUUCGUCGGGCAAUGGCUGUAGUGUUGAUAAUACGGCAAAAUUCAUAGAUAUUAAGCCGUAUAUGGUUUGGAUUAUUGAGAAUUCAAAGCCCGCUUAUGGAGAAUAAUAUGGGUUUUGAUUCUGUAUUUAAUUUAUAAUCAUUUUAUAUGAAAAUAUAAUAAACAUUAUUUUGCAGACAAUAA